This is a messenger RNA of Plasmodium cynomolgi strain B, 1398 nucleotides long. Its product is annotated as helicase. NCBI's taxonomy places the organism in Eukaryota, Apicomplexa, Aconoidasida, Haemosporida, Plasmodiidae. The record is from RefSeq and is a predicted model, not a curated record. Gene Ontology annotation, molecular function: ATP binding; RNA helicase activity; RNA binding. The transcript has 3 exons. Gene Ontology annotation, cellular component: ribonucleoprotein complex; nucleus; cytoplasm. The coding region runs from base 1 to 1398 and encodes 465 amino acids.
AUGAGAGGCUUCAACAACUACAACCGAUACGCUAACUUCCCGGAUUACACCAACCCGUACGUGAACUACCAAGCGGCGGCCUACGGGCAAUUCAGGCCCAAUUAUGGAGAUUACUCAGGUCAUACGGGUAUGCCCAAUAAUAAUAGUAACAACUCAAGUAACCUAGGCAAAAACUUAAUGCAAAUUGAUUGGACCAAUGUGAAAUUAGUUCCAUUUGAGAAGAACUUUUAUAAAGAACAUGAUGAUAUAAGUAAUUUGACAGCGAAGGAAGUGAAAGAUAUUCGAGACAAACACAGAAUUACCAUUUUGGAAGGAGAGGGGGUUCCCAAUCCUGUAGAAUCUAUUAGCAAAAUUGGAUUUCCAGACUAUGUUUUAAAAUCGCUUAAAAAUAACAAUAUUGUUACUCCGACUCCUAUUCAAAUACAAGGCUGGCCGAUAGCUCUUUCUGGAAAGGAUAUGAUCGGAAAGGCUGAAACAGGAAGUGGAAAAACAUUAGCUUUUAUUUUGCCCGCAUUUGUUCACAUUUUAGCUCAACCAAGUUUAAAGUAUGGAGAUGGACCAGUCGUUUUAGUGAUGGCUCCCACGAGAGAGUUAGCUGAACAGAUUAGACAAGAAUGCAUUAAAUUUUCUAUAGAAUCCAAAAUAAGGAAUACAUGUGCUUAUGGAGGUGUGCCAAAGAGUGGUCAAAUUUAUGCCCUCAAACAAGGGGUUCAUAUUUUAAUUGCUUGUCCAGGUCGUCUAAUCGAUUUAUUGGAACAGAAUGUAACCAACCUAAUGAGAGUUACCUAUUUAGUUUUGGACGAAGCCGACAAAAUCGCGCCAUGUACCUCUCGUGAACAUGAAAAGAUAGCAAACCUGAAGUUGCUGCUUCAGAGAAUAUUCCGCGACAACGACAGAAUCAUCGUCUUUGUGGAAACGAAGAAAAAUGCAGAUUUUAUCACCAAAGCUUUGAGGCUAGAUGGUGUGCCUGCCUUAUGUAUACAUGGGGAUAAGAAACAGGAUGAAAGAAGGUGGGUACUGAAUGACUUCAAAACAGGAAAGAGUCCCAUCCUGAUUGCAACAGAUGUAGCUUCCAGAGGACUAGAUAUAAAGGAUGUAAAAUAUGUCAUUAAUUUUGAUUUCCCUAAUCAAAUUGAAGAUUAUGUACACAGAAUUGGGAGAACAGGUCGAGCAGGAGCUCACGGAGCUUCGUUCACUUUUUUAACAUCCGAUAAGUAUAGACUAGCUAGAGAUUUAGUUAAAAUACUGAGAGAAUCGGAACAACCCGUACCUCCACAGCUGGAAAAAAUAUCCUACACAGCUGUUAACAACCCAAGGAGGAACCCCUACUACGGUUAUGGUCGUUCAUCACAUAAUGUAAAUAAUAUUCCGCUAAAGGGAAGCAAUAGAUAUUACUAA